Zingiber officinale is the source of this 958-nucleotide messenger RNA. Its product is annotated as GATA transcription factor 16-like. Bases 18 to 578 code for a protein of 186 amino acids. Lineage: Eukaryota; Viridiplantae; Streptophyta; Magnoliopsida; Zingiberales; Zingiberaceae. The transcript has 2 exons. The record is from RefSeq and is a predicted model, not a curated record. Gene Ontology annotation, molecular function: sequence-specific DNA binding; zinc ion binding. Gene Ontology annotation, biological process: regulation of DNA-templated transcription.
UGGUAUUUCGAGCUGAGAUGAUGAUCUCGUCGCCGGCGAUCGCGAAUGCUGGGCCUCGGGAUUGGAGAUCCAGCGGCGGGUUCCGAGACGUGGCGGGCGGCUGCGAUCGCGCGAAGGCGGCGAAGCGGUACUCGACGAGGCGGGCCAAGGCGGAGGAGGAGCGGGAAGCGCCGUCGGCCGUCGGGUCUCCGACCAGAGUCUGCGCCGAUUGCGGCACUUCGGAGACGCCGCUGUGGCGGAGCGGCCCUGCGGGGCCUAAGUCCCUCUGCAAUGCGUGCGGGAUCAAGUACAGGAAGAGGAAAAAGGCACUCGAACCCGCAUCCCGCACAUCGGAUGUCGGCUCCGAUGGGCAGGCGAGGGAGGAGCCGAGCCCAGAGGAGCUGAAGAAGAGACAGAGACUGAAGCAGGAGAGGAUGCUGAAGCUGCUGCUCCUGCAGCACGAGAAGCAGAGAGGCGGGAGGGAGGAGGACGAGGAGGAGGAGAAGGAGGAGGCAGCGGUGGAAGAACACGGCAAAGAAGUCGAGGAGGCUGCCUUGCUCUUGAUGUCACUCUCCUCAGGCCUUUUUCUCCAUUCCUAGUACUGCUACUGCUUCCUUUCUUUUGGUCCUAAGCACUGCUCCCCUUUAACAGAACUUGCUGCAGUACUCCAUCACUAUCACUGUAGUUUAGUACAAAACAAAACAAAAAAAAAAUACAAAAAACAGAAGUUUGAGCUCUUGUUUAGUUUUAGUGUCUGUGGUAUACUAGUUGUUGGGUAAGGUUAAGAAUUAAUUCUCCAGAAAAUGACUAUAGGAGUUUUAGUUUAUUGUGAUUUAAGUUUAGUUCGGGCCUUGUUUUAUUUGCAAAAAGAGUGUCUUGUGGAUGCUCUGUUCUCUUUGUUACGUGGCUCUGGAAUUUGGCAGGCAGUGCCAAAAUAUGGUUCUCUUAUUAAAGGAAAAAGUACUGAAUUAUGACAAAA